Clonostachys byssicola is the source of this 2265-nucleotide messenger RNA. Lineage: Eukaryota; Fungi; Ascomycota; Sordariomycetes; Hypocreales; Bionectriaceae. The record is from the annotation of a GenBank genome assembly.
AUGGCCUUACGAUAUACGACAGAGGACCUUCUCUGUCUGAGAGACUCUCCAUUAUGUGUGAAGCCUGAAAAUCUCCCGCCCACUGAUGAGUGGAUGGGACAAUCCCCUGAACAGCCCGCUCGUCACCAACAACAAAAUCCCCGUGGCCAGGUCGGAGCUUUUGACAAGUUCCGAAAUGUCGAAAACCCUCUGCAUGACCAGACCAAUAGACGUCCGAAUAUUGACCGGCAUAUCUCUCGAAACAGCGCUACUAACCCUGAAGACAUUGUGUUUGGUCCUCCGCGAAUGGCCUUUGCCUCAUCUGGCAGAGCAACGAAACCUACCGACAGCGACAAGCUCAAGGACGGCGAUGCACAAGGGCGGUUCGGCUUCCGAAGUCGCAAUGAAGGUGAAGGAGAUCGUCUAUCAGCAAACCGGGCCACUAAUCCCCUGAGGAGACGUGGCGAUGGCACCGACCAAGACAGUGAUGGCUGGACACCAGUUAAACCUCGCAAAAGUUUUGGCGCUGAAAAUGCGGAGCGUUUCCAGGGCAGAAUGGGAGGAAACUUCCGAGACGAAAAGGUUCAAUCCAAAGACCCCAAUAGUAGAACUGCACGGCCAUUCGAUACAUUUUCAAGGGAGCGCAGCAUGAAGGAGGAAAACGGUCAACCCAGAGCGACGACUGAUAAGAAUGGCACUGAAGCUUGGCACAAAUCCAAGAAUAGCGAGGGCCGCGUACCAGAGAAGCGUGAACGCAUCGACCGAGCGAAGAACUGGAGAGAACGCGACCAAGAAUCCGAAAUCCAGGAUCAAGGCAACGCCCGGAACGCCGACAGAAGAUGGGGAGGCGAUCGCCGUGUUGAGCGUGAGCCCGAGUGGUUAGACGAACCGGCCGACUUGAAAGGAGAGGCUCGAACCCAACAGGACUUCCAGAAAUGGAUGGAGGACAUGAAGAAGACCAAGACGGGGCAACCUCCCUCUAACGAAUCAUCGGCCAUCCCCCACGAACAGAGCUUCGAAGAGCCUCCAGCGUCUGCGCCAAUCAUCACUGAACUAGGCCCAGACAAGUUCUUCAUGGCUUUUGGGUCCAAAAACAGCACCGAAGUGAGCUCACCAGGAGAUCAGCCGGAAGUUGCAGCAAGCAGGCCAAAACCCGCCGGCAAAUCAUCCAGGUUCACCUCCUUCUUCCAAAAUCAUGAGGUCAAGACCGAGCCUCCCACGCCCAUGGCUGCACCCCCUCCUCCAAUGGGUCUGAACAUGCUUCAGCAGCCCCAACCUUCGGCUCUAGGCCCGCUCACACCAGCUGCACCUCAGGAUGAAGAGAAGCAAGCGUUUCAGCAAUUGCUUGCAAAACUCCAGAAGCACUCUAUGAGCGCUACCCCUCCUGGCCCGUCUCCAUUUAUGGUUCCGGGCCAACCAAACCCUGCCAUGGAGGCUGCUAAGAAGGCCCAGAUGCCUGCUUCGCCAUUUGAAGCCCUUCUUGGAGGCGCCGGCCGGCCGCCUCCCCAACAGCCUCACGAGAUCCAUGCACCACGGCCCCAGCCUCAGACUGCUCGACCUGAGCAGCUCCUGCAAGAUUUGGUAGGUCACCACCAGCGCGUAUCAAGUCGAGGAUCUGGGCGCCCCGACGAAGGCGCAGCUCGCAACAACAGUAACACUGAAUUCUUGAUGAAUCUCAUGCGUGCUGGGUCAGGAAGCACGGAAUCGCAGCUUCACAAGCAACCUCCGCCGCCGAAGGAGCGCGAAGUUGACUAUGGCCGCGACGGAAGGGGUCUUCCCCGCCAAAUCCGUCCACCGCCUCCUCCCGGCUUCCCCCUGGAGGAAGGCGAGUACAUGCCCAACCCGCCUACUAUCUUGCAACGACCACCGCCGCCACCCGGACUGGACCAGAUGCCACCGAACUGGAUGGGCGGCGGAGGAGUCCAGCUUCCUCCCCUCCAGCCUCCCCAACAGCAGCAACAGAGAGGCCCCAUGCUACCACCUCCAGGCCUUGCCGGCGGCCCUGGCCGAAACCCUCCAAUGCCCCCUAUGUUCCCGCCUAACUUCCCACCGGGUGGAAUGCCUAUGCCAGAGGGCAUGGGCAACAUGCCUCCCCGCAACAUGGGACCUCCCCCCCUGGGCUUCUUUGGCCAGAUGCCCCCAGGAUUCAUGCCGCCACACGGAAUGGGCGGAUUUGACGGCCCACCCGGACCUCAGUCCCCGGGGGGCUUUGGACCCCAAACACCUUUUGAAAACCGAGGAAUGCCAGCUCCCGGCGGACGAGGGAACAAUUUUGGUAGAGGCUAA